AUGAAUUCAGUUUUUUCUGAAUUGAAACCGCUCCAAAAACGUUUCACUUUAGAUAGCAGGGUUAUUUGGGUAGAGGUGAAAGGUCUCCCUUUAUGUGCUUGGACACCACCUGCAUGUAAAAAGGUGGCAUCAAGAUGGGGAGAUCCAAUUUUCAUUAAUGAUGAUGAAGAUGCUCCUGCUGGGGUGGGGAGAGUUUGUUUAAAAACAACCAAUAUGAAAAAAGUGUCAGGAAAAGUAAAUGUAGAUACUGAAGGUAUGAUGUUCAUGGUCACAAUUGAUGAAGUUUCUGAUUGGUCUCCAACUAUAUUGGUGGGUGAUACUCAAGAAGAGGAAGAUAGUGAUGAAGAUUCUCAAUAUGAGUUGGAAUCUGAGAAUGAUGUUGGUGUGGAAGAAGGCAAAGGUGAUAAUAUUCAUUCUUUUGAAAGUCAAUCUUUUGAGGGUGAACAAGAGGGAGGGGUGGACCUCGAGAACUUGGUAGAGAAAGAUCUUUAUAAAGCGGAAGAAAGAGAAAAAGGUAUUGUAGAGGAGGUGUCAUCUGAAACCAAAGGUACUGAAAAAAUGAAACUACAAAGAUGGGGGGAUGAAAUAGAAAAUGAAAAUUUUGUCAUGGAACAAGUUAGUCAACCUAUUUCAAAUGUGAAGGAAAGGGAUAAUAUUGUGGACAUUACUUCAAAUGGUUCUAGACCUCCCGGGUUUGAAGAUUAUAACCUAGAUAAAGGGGGUAAAAGGUCUCAAUUCUCCUCAAAUUAA
Molecule: messenger RNA, 750 nt
Organism: Lactuca virosa
Lineage: Eukaryota; Viridiplantae; Streptophyta; Magnoliopsida; Asterales; Asteraceae
Source: the annotation of a GenBank genome assembly